Molecule: messenger RNA, 861 nt
Organism: Ipomoea nil (Japanese morning glory)
Lineage: Eukaryota; Viridiplantae; Streptophyta; Magnoliopsida; Solanales; Convolvulaceae
Product: dCTP pyrophosphatase 1-like
Exons: 2
Coding region: 108-482 (124 amino acids)
Biological process (GO): nucleoside triphosphate catabolic process
Molecular function (GO): nucleoside triphosphate diphosphatase activity
Source: RefSeq, a predicted model, not a curated record
AAAUCUCUACACAAAUUCCAUCAAAUCUCACCAGAAAUCGCUGAAACCCUUUCUCUCUCUGUAUUUGCGAAUUCCUCCGUUUUCUUUUGUUUUUGUUCUUUCUUAAGAUGACAGGAGAAGAAGGGAGUGUGAGCCUUGAUCUUCUGAAGAAGAAGAUGGAUGAUUUUGCCAAGGAGAGAGAUUGGGAGAAGUUUCACAGCCCCAGGAACCUCCUUCUUGCCAUGGUGGGAGAAGUGGGAGAGCUCUCAGAGAUUUUUCAAUGGAAAGGGGAGGUGCCAAAGGGGCUUCCAGGGUGGGAAGAGGCAGAAAAGACACACCUAGGAGAAGAGCUCUCUGAUGUUUUGCUGUACUUAGUGAGGCUGUCUGAUGUGUGUGGCAUUGAUCUUGGCAAAGCUGCACUUAGAAAAGUUGAGCUUAAUGCCUUGAAAUACCCAGCAAACAAAACCAAGAACACCAAAGAGAGUGUGAAGAUGAGUAACUAGAGAGCUUGGGUUUUCCCAGUUACAGUAGUUACUGGUUUACUGCUUUUUGUAGUUAGAAAUUUGGGGGAGAAGAGAGGUGGGUGAUGCUAAAAAUGGAAGGUGGGAGAAGAUGUGUGUGGGAGGGGUAGAAGUAGGGGAACAGAUAGGUGGAUAGUCUGAGGGUUUUGGGCAUCUUAGGAUGGUGACUGUUACUGGCUUUUGGGUUGGCAUGUAAUAAGGUGGUGUUUGGCAUUAACUUCUCCUCCUUCUAGUUUUGGCAUGGAUUUCAAUGGAAGUUUGCAUGCAGUAACUCUGUGAUGAUGUACUUUUGCAAAUUCUGGAAAUGUGAUCAACUGUGUAAUGAAUGGAAACCAGUGUAUACACUAAGUUUCUCAGUGUA